This is a messenger RNA of Rubroshorea leprosula, 1033 nucleotides long. The record is from the annotation of a GenBank genome assembly. NCBI's taxonomy places the organism in Eukaryota, Viridiplantae, Streptophyta, Magnoliopsida, Malvales, Dipterocarpaceae.
AAAUGAGAAAUCUGAACAUGAAAAGUGGAAGUGAUCCAAUUGUUUAAGCCUAAUACUUAUGAAAUCUUCUGUGAGCAAAAGUAUUAGGGGUUCUAUUCCUGCAAUGGAUAAGAUCAAGGAUUUCUUGAAAGCUAUUGAGGAACAAUUUGGCAAAUUUGACAAGGCUCUUGCCAAUACUCUUAUGAAGAAACUCUCUAGCAUGAAGUUUGACCAUUCUAAGGUUGUGCGUGAGCACAUAAUGGAAAUGAGAGACAUUGCUGCCAAGCUAGAUUCCUUCUUGUUGCACUUUGUGCUAAAUUCCCUUCCUCUUGAGUUUGGCCCCUUUAAGAUUUUCUAUAACACACAUAAGGAUAACUAGUCAGUGAAUGAACUUUGGACCAUGUGUGUUCAAGAGGAAGAAAGAUUGAAACAUGAGAAACUUGAUGAAAAGCAAGAGGCUGCUCAUCUUGUGAGUCAAUCAAAGGGAGAAACUCUAAAGGGAGGUUGGAAAAGGUUUAACAAUACCUAUAAGGGAAAGAAGAAGAUUGGAAAGAAGCCAUUAAAGCUUUAUUUUGAUAAGGAUACUUGCUUCUUCUGUAAGAAAAAAGGACAUAUGAAGAAUGAUUAUGCCAACUACAAAAAUUGGUUGAAAAAGAAAGGCACUUUAUUGUCUGUAGUGUGUCAUGAUUCUUUUCUUAUUGAUGUUCCUGAUAAUACUUGGUGGAUUGAUUCUAGAUCUACAAUUUACAUUGCUAAUACUAUGUAGGGCUUUCUGAACCUAAGGAUGUUGAAGGAAAGUGAACAAGGCAUCUAUUUAGGCAAUUGGAUGCAUUCACAAGUUGAAGGCAUAGGGACCUUUAGACUUAUUUUGAAUAAUGGUUUUGUCUUAGAUUUGCAAGACACUUUUAUGUUCCAUCUUUUUCUAGGAAUUUGGUUUCAAUUUCUAAACUUUCAAACAGUGGUUUUAGCUUUAUUUUUUUAGACUCUAUGUUUAAAGUUCUUUAUAAUAAAAAUGUUGUUGCUUCUGGAAGUUUAAUAAAUGGUUUGUACAAAU